AUGAGAUUUCCUAUCGAAUCAACCUCGAAAAACAAGCUGCGUUUAGACAUAGCAAUAUGCUCUCUCGUUGCUCUUACAUUCAUACUCAUCAUUGCCAGAGUAGCCAACAAAGGCACGCCAUCAACAAGAUCUAAUACAUGGGGAAUUGCAGUAUGUCUAAAAUCUGCUGUCUUUCUUGCAUACCAACUUGUGACGGGGCACGUGACUCGCUUCAAAAGAUGGGGAAGCACCAAAGUGAACAAGAUUCUCACGAUUAUUGAUACGGUGUUCUGGUUUGCAUUGUUUAUAAUUACUAUUUUGGGGACUUCUUCCUCACAUAGUACGAGUAGUCGGGCCUUGGGUGCUAUUGUCAUCAUAUUGGCAUUGGUUUUAUGUGCUUUGGAUUGCGUUCAGAGCUAUAUUUGCAUCCGUAUUCGGAAGCACUACAAGCUCUAUGGCGUACUUCCAGAAGAGGGAGCAAUGAAGAACUCGGGUUCUGUUUGA
This is a messenger RNA of Penicillium daleae, 483 nucleotides long. RefSeq lists its product as uncharacterized. The transcript is spliced from 3 exons. Bases 1 to 483 code for a protein of 160 amino acids. Lineage: Eukaryota; Fungi; Ascomycota; Eurotiomycetes; Eurotiales; Aspergillaceae. The record is from RefSeq and is a predicted model, not a curated record.